AUGUCGCCGAAAUGGGCGAUGUGUUCGGCUAUCUCCGAUCUUUCCGUGUCCAUUUUUCCGCAUAGUGGCUCGUCUUCUUUGAUCCUUGUCCUGAUUGUCCUUCCCGUCUCUCCGGUGCACGCAGUUUAUGCUGUAAAGUUCGGAGCACUCCAUUUUGUUGACUUAUUCACGUUUGUUGGACAAGUUGGAGAAGUGGGUUGUUACAGAAAAGAUUUUUCCGAAACAAAUCGCAUGCUGAGAUAA
Protopolystoma xenopodis is the source of this 243-nucleotide messenger RNA. The record is from the annotation of a GenBank genome assembly. Lineage: Eukaryota; Metazoa; Platyhelminthes; Monogenea; Polystomatidea; Polystomatidae.